GCAAGCUCAGCGCGGCGGCGGCUGCGGGGGGAGGGCGGGCGCCCCGGCAGAGGGCGCGCGGCCGCCCUCUGCCCCUCCAGGGUCAGGCACCCCCUCCCCCGCGCCCUGGCCGGACGGCCGGGCUAUUUUUACGCGUGGACACCGGACACCAGCCUGGGGCGGCGGCGGCGGCGGCGGCGGCCGAGGCGGGGCCGGGCCGGGUCGGGCGUCGGGGCCACACGUCCGUCCGCGGGUCGCCGGGGCUGCGCGCGCCAUGGAGCCGCGGUGCCCGCCGCCGUGCGGCUGCUGCGAGCGGCUGGUGCUCAACGUGGCCGGGCUGCGCUUCGAGACGCGGGCGCGGACGCUGGGCCGCUUCCCGGACACGCUGCUAGGCGACCCGGCGCGCCGGGGCCGCUUCUACGACUGCGCGCGCCGCGAGUACUUCUUUGACCGGCACCGGCCCAGCUUCGACGCCGUGCUCUACUACUACCAGUCCGGCGGGCGGCUGCGGCGGCCGGCGCACGUGCCGCUCGACGUCUUCCUGGAGGAGGUGGCCUUUUACGGGCUGGGCGCGGCGGCGCUGGCGCGCCUGCGCGAGGACGAGGGCUGCCCCUUGCCGCCCGAGCGCCCCCUGCCCCGCAGCGCCUUCGCGCGGCAGCUCUGGCUGCUCUUCGAGUUCCCCGAGAGUUCGCAGGCCGCGCGCGUGCUCGCCGUCGUCUCCGUGCUCGUCAUCCUCGUCUCCAUCGUCGUCUUCUGCCUCGAGACGCUGCCCGACUUCCGCAACGACCGCGACAACCCGGGGCUCGCUGCGGUGGCGGCUGCGGGCCCGUUCCCUGCUCGGCUGAAUGGCUCCAGCCCAGUGCCUGGAACCCUGUCUCGCAUGCCCUUCGAUGACCCGUUCUUUAUGGUGGAGACGUUGUGCAUCUGUUGGUUCUCCUUUGAGCUACUGGUGCGCCUGGCGACCUGCCCAAGCAAGGCGGCCUUUUUCAAGAACGUGAUGAACCUCAUCGAUUUUGUGGCCAUCCUCCCCUACUUUGUGGCGCUAGGCACCGAGCUAGCCAGGCAACGGGGCGUGGGCCAGCCGGCCAUGUCACUGGCCAUACUACGAGUUAUCCGACUGGUGCGCGUCUUCCGAAUCUUCAAGCUGUCCCGGCACUCAAAGGGCCUGCAGAUCUUGGGCCAGACACUACGGGCCUCCAUGCGUGAGCUGGGUCUCCUCAUCUUCUUCCUCUUCAUCGGUGUGGUUCUCUUCUCCAGCGCGGUCUACUUUGCGGAGGCCGACCGGGAAGAUUCCCAUUUCACCAGCAUCCCUGAGUCCUUUUGGUGGGCGGUGGUCACCAUGACCACAGUCGGCUAUGGAGACAUGGCACCCGUCACUGUGGGUGGCAAGAUAGUGGGCUCUCUGUGCGCCAUCGCUGGUGUGCUGACCAUUUCCCUGCCUGUGCCGGUCAUUGUCUCCAACUUCAGCUACUUUUACCACCGGGAGACAGAGGGCGAAGAGGCCGGAAUGUACAGCCAUGUGGACACGCAGCCCUGUGGCCCACUGGAGGGCAAGGUCAAUGGGGGGUUGGUGGACGGAGAGAUGCCUGAGCUACCACCUCCACUCUGGGCCCCCCCUGGGAAACACAUGGUCACCGAAGUGUGAGGGACUGUGGAGGUCAGCAGGACCUCAUGUUUCCUUG
This is a messenger RNA of Acinonyx jubatus (cheetah), 1661 nucleotides long. RefSeq names its product potassium voltage-gated channel subfamily A member 7 (gene KCNA7). Gene Ontology annotation, biological process: potassium ion transmembrane transport; protein homooligomerization. Gene Ontology annotation, cellular component: membrane; voltage-gated potassium channel complex. NCBI's taxonomy places the organism in Eukaryota, Metazoa, Chordata, Mammalia, Carnivora, Felidae. Bases 254 to 1624 code for a protein of 456 amino acids. The transcript has 2 exons. The record is from RefSeq and is a predicted model, not a curated record. Gene Ontology annotation, molecular function: protein binding; delayed rectifier potassium channel activity.